Messenger RNA from Conger conger (European conger), 1925 nucleotides. RefSeq names its product enoyl CoA hydratase 1, peroxisomal (gene ech1). The transcript has 10 exons. The coding region runs from base 381 to 1313 and encodes 310 amino acids. The record is from RefSeq and is a predicted model, not a curated record. Gene Ontology annotation, cellular component: mitochondrion. Gene Ontology annotation, molecular function: delta(3,5)-delta(2,4)-dienoyl-CoA isomerase activity. NCBI's taxonomy places the organism in Eukaryota, Metazoa, Chordata, Actinopteri, Anguilliformes, Congridae.
AUGAAUGAGUUAAUGGCGGAAGACGCGCAUGGCAGGACUUCCCACCACUGUUCUGUAGUACCCGUUUUAUUCUAGCUCCUCAAGAUACGAAUUUCCAGAACGUCUCGAGCCUCUUCGGCCACCAUCCAAAUCUGAAUUUAGGAGCUGGCAAAUAAUUCUUGGAUCUCAACUGAAACGUGAAAAUAUCGAGCUUCCGGUCUAACCCUCCCGUGAUUGGAACUCAAAUAUUGAAUGUGACUUAUUGUAGCGUGAACGAUAGAAAAGGUUUAGGUCAGUGCAGUGUGUAUUGUGGCCACAUCGCCGUAAACGCGGGUCGUGAUUUGCUGUAACUUGGUGGACACUCCCUACCCGUAAAACAAUCAACGUUGUCAUUCGGAGCAAUGGCAGCAGCUGUUAUCAGGUCUGCUUUCAGUAAAAGCCAGGGACUGUGGUUGCCAGGUUUGAGCGCGGUGAGAGCGAUGUCUGCACAGGCGGGCCCCACGCCCCCUUUCUCCACCCUGUCAGUGAGCCGCCCGACCGAGGCGGUCACCCACGUGGAGCUUCACCGUCCAGAGAAGCGCAAUGCCAUGAACCGAGCCUUCUGGAGUGAGAUGGUGGACUGCUUCUCCCAGAUUGCUCUGGAUUCAGAGUGUCGGGUUGUUAUAGUUUCAGGGGCUGGCAAGAUCUUCACUGCAGGGAUUGACCUGAUGGACAUGGCGGGUGACCUGCUGCAGCCGGAGGGAGACGAUGUGGCCAGGAUAGCCUGGAACGCGCGCCGCCUUGUCGCCAAGUACCAGGAGACCUUUUCAGUCAUCGAGAAGUGUCCAAAGCCUGUGGUGGUAGCAGUGCAUGGAGCAUGCGUGGGAGGAGGAGUGGAUCUGAUCACAGCCUGUGACAUACGGCUCUGUACGCAGGAUGCCUGGUUCCAGGUGAAGGAAGUGGACAUUGGCCUAGCAGCAGAUGUUGGGACUCUCCAGCGGCUCCCCAAAGUAAUUGGAAGCCGCAGUCUGGUGAACGAACUGGCACUCACAGCCAGGAAGAUGUACUCAGAUGAAGCCAAGAGCUCUGGAUUGGUCAGUCGAGUGUUUCCAGACAAGGAGGCCAUGAUAGCGGGAGCCCUGGAGCUGGCUGGGGAGAUCGCUGCUCGCAGUCCAGUCGCUGUGCAGGGAACCAAAAUCAACCUCAUCUACUCCAGAGACCACAGUGUGGCAGAGGGCCUGGACUACAUGGCCACGUGGAACAUGAGCAUGCUGCAGACCCAGGACUUGAUGAAGUCCGCCCAGGCAGCCCUGGAGAAGAAGAGCCCAAAAGACGUUCCUUUCUCUAAGCUCUGAGAGAGACCUGCCUUUCUCUAAGCUCUGAGAGAGACCUGCCUUUCUCUAAGCUCUGAGAGAGACCUGCCUUUCUCUAAUCUAAACUCUGAGCAAGACCUGCCUUUCUCUAAUCUAUCGUCUGAGAGAGACCUGCCUUUCUCUAAGCUCUGAGAGACCUGCCUUUCUCUAAUCUAUCCUCUGAGAGAGACCUGCCUUUCUCUAAGCUCUAAGAGAGAUCUGCUUUUCUCUAAACUCUGAGAGAGACCUGCCUUUCUCUAAACUCUGAGAGAGACUGGGGGGAGACAUGAUAGAGAAAACCAGGCACAUUAUCUUGUGAUUAAACAUUCAUUGAAUGCUUUCUAUAGGUUGUAUGUGCGUGCGCGUUGCAUCUCCUCUGUCCUUGGAAUCUCCUCUCUUGAAUCAAGGUGGUCAUUGCACCUGCAACCUACUGCCUGUAACUCUGAAGUGACCUUGAGGGAAGCAUGCACUACACUGUAACAGAAGAACUGAAAGCAAUAGGGUCCUUUCUGUCAAAACCAGAAUGGAACACAUUCUGGUUUUCAGUGGCCAGGCUGCACCGUGGUAACAGCACAGUGGUUUAUCCCAUUGUACACUUAUACAAUUAUGAAACUG